Molecule: messenger RNA, 1391 nt
Organism: Suillus subalutaceus
Lineage: Eukaryota; Fungi; Basidiomycota; Agaricomycetes; Boletales; Suillaceae
Exons: 2
Coding region: 326-1135 (269 amino acids)
Source: RefSeq, a predicted model, not a curated record
GUAACUCCCGAACUCGUUUCCACAUCACGAGGCGAACGAGGUACACUUCGUUUCAGCUCGUUAGUGCCGAAUUCCACCUCGAUUCGCCUUGCGGCAACAUUUGAUUGGGCAGCGAAGCUCGGCAACAUUCCGAAAGCCGAUCUGGUCUGGACUCUGAACUUGGUCAAGUGAAUUUGUGCGGCGUGCACAAUGCGCAUGCCAGCGCCAAGUACACCUCACACACGGUUUUCAAAUCGCCGUGUCCAUUGCCCAGCGCUAUUUUCGCUCGCCCAGUUUUGAGAAGAGGUCCCAUCAUCGCCUCUGAACCGUCUGUGUCAUCCUAACCAUGUCCAUGAGGGGCUCACCACACGCUACACUUUUCUUCGCCUGUUUUUUCUUUAUAUCUGUAGAAAGUCUAGCCUACGAUGCAGCCAUGCUCAGCAGACGAGCAGUCCCGGAAAUAGGCGGUUCACAAGGAGGUUUCAUCGGGCUCGUCGUCGCUUUGAGCGUGCUCAUUCUCAUCUGCUGUAUUGCAGUCUUCUUCCUCCUUCGCAACCAUGAACCCUCCGACCAAGAUCGCACUGCCCGUCGUGAGCGCUACCGCCGUAACCGCGACCACCAAGAACACGAUUCAACAGCUACCUCGCCAGGACACAGCUCCUUUGGAGACAAGCUCCGCGGGAUGUGGGCAGAUAGACACAGUAGUGGGAACAGGAGUGGUGGACGACGAGGUGGGCGUGGCUGGAUCCAAGCUGGCUCAGGUGACGAAUGGGAGAUUAAUUCAGAUCACGGCGAAGAACGUGGGGGGCAGCAGCCCAUGCAGCCCUUCUCCAGGUCUUUUCAAGAUGGACGUUACGGCCCCCAGGUCCCAGAAAUGGACUCACCGCUGUCAGAUGCGGAGUCGUAUGCACCAAUGCAUUAUAAGGAUCCGUAUGCAACGGGCCCAUUGCAUGUGACAUCACCACAGCGGGUGACUUUUGCACGGUCACAGUCGCCGUUCUCGCAAUCGAGCUCGCCCAGGUCCCCUGGAUCGCACCGAGAUGCAAGUGUGGAUGACGAAGAGGUGCGCCCGCCCGAUCACCGCCAUUUCUCUACACAAUCAUCAAUAUCAGUGCGGACUUUCGAGGGAGGCACAAAAUUUAUCGAGUCGUUCUAGGUUGUAAUAGCUAUGUUUUACCUUUACGCAUACACGUGUUAUCGUCUGUCAUCUUUUACUCUCGUGGUCUACGUCUACUUGUCACGCAUACUAGUAUUGUAUCAUUCGGACGCUCAUCUGUGCGGUUGUUCUUGCAUGAUCCCUUGCAGUGUAUCUUUAGUGAUACUCCUGUUGCUCCCUUGCUAAAUGCAUAUUAAUCACUGACCCUGGCGGAUAGUGCAUGCAUAGCGCGGCUCAUUAGAUACAGAGCCUCGGG